AUGGCAGCUUCAGACAGCCCUGCACAUCCGCGCCAUGUUGUGCCCGAAUCAGGGCCCAAGAUGGUCAAUCGGUUGCAGCAGAGCAGGUCCCCCUAUGUCCGAGGACAUAUGAAUAAUCCAGUAGCAUGGCAAGUAUGGGAUGCGGAGUCUAUGGAGCUUGCAAAAAAGCAUAAUCGCUUAAUCUUCCUGAGCGUCGGUUACUCCGCCUGUCACUGGUGUCAUGUCAUGGAAAAAGAAUCUUUCAUGUCAGCUGAGGUGGCCGCGAUUUUGAAUGAAUCGUUUGUUCCGAUCAAGGUUGACCGCGAAGAGCGACCGGAUAUCGACGAUAUCUACAUGAAUUAUGUGCAGGCCACCACGGGCUCCGGCGGGUGGCCAUUGAAUGUCUUUUUAACCCCAGACUUGGAACCCGUAUUCGGUGGCACUUAUUGGCAAGGCCCCAACUCAAACACAUUCACUGGCCCUGAGACAAUUGGAUUUGUAGAGAUUUUGGAGAAAUUGAGAGAUGUUUGGGACACCCAACAGCAACGAUGCCUCGACAGCGCCAAAGAAAUCACCAAGCAGCUAAAAGAGUUUGCCGAGGAAGGGACGCACUCACAGCAAGAAGAACAGGAUAAAGAUGAGGAAAUGGACAUUGAGCUCCUAGAAGAAGCUUAUCAACAUUUCGCAUCUCGAUACGACUCUAUCAAUGGCGGCUUUGGCCGCGCACCUAAGUUUCCCACGCCGUCCAAUCUUAGUUUCCUGCUUCGGCUUGGUGCCUACCCGACCCAGGUUACCGAUGUUGUAGGGAAAGAUGAGUGUGAACAAGCGACUGCUAUGGCCGUUACUACACUGGUGAACAUGGCCCGCGGUGGACUUCGGGAUCACAUCGGCCACGGGUUUGCGAGAUACAGCGUGACAAUGGACUGGGGGCUUCCCCACUUCGAGAAGAUGCUUUAUGACCAGGCACAGCUCUUGGAUGCAUAUGUGGAUGCCUUCCGGUUGACCCAUGACCCUGAGCUUUUGGGCGCUGUCUAUGAUCUGGCUGCCUACCUCACAACCGCACCAAUCCAGUCUCCCACGGGAGGGUUCUUUUCAUCAGAGGAUGCAGACAGUUAUCCUAGUUCAAAUGACACAGAGAAGCGAGAAGGUGCAUUCUACGUCUGGUCACUGAAGGAAAUCACUCAAGUUCUCGGACCCCGAGACGCACCGGUUUGCGCCCAACAUUGGGGUGUGCUCCCUGAUGGCAAUGUCCCACCUGAGUACGACCCGCACGAUGAGUUUAUGAAUCAAAAUGUGUUAGCCGUCAAAGCCACCCCGAGCAAGCUUGCCAAAGACUUUGGUCUCAGCGAAGAGGAAGUGGUCAGAAUCAUCAAGACUGGAAAGCAAAAGUUGCACGACUACCGCGAGCGAAUGCGCGUGCGACCAGAUCUCGACGACAAGAUCAUUGUGGCUUGGAACGGACUGGCAAUUGGCGCACUUGCCAAGUGCAGUGUUUUGUUCGAGGAAAUUGAGAGCUCCAAGGCCGUCCAGUGCCGCGAAGCCGCAGCACGGGCAAUCAGCUUCAUCAAGGAUAACCUCUUUGACAAGGCUACAGGGCAAUUAUGGCGUAUCUACCGAGACGGAAGCCGGGGAGACACACCGGGUUUCGCUGACGACUAUGCAUACUUGACUAGCGGUUUACUGGACAUGUAUGAUGCCACCUUCGAUGAUAGCUAUCUCCAAUUUGCCGAGCGAAUGCAAAAGUACCUUAAUCAAUACUUCCUAGCCCAGGCGGGCUCUACGGCUACCGGAUAUUACAGCACACCAUCAGUGACAACACCUGGAAUGCCCCCUCCUCUCCUCCGACUGAAGACUGGUACUGAGUCAGCAACACCGUCAGUCAACGGCAUCAUUGCUCGCAACCUACUGCGUCUGGCCGCUCUGCUGGAAGAUGAAAAUUACCGAACCUUGGCACGACAGACCUGCAACUCGUUCGCUGUGGAGAUUAUCCAACACCCUUUCCUAUUCGUUGGAAUGUUGGAUGUGAUCGUGGGUCUGCAGAUUGGCACGCGCACUGUGAUAGGUGUCUUUGCCACAGCCGAAGUUUCUUCAUUGCCCAACUCAGGUUCCAGUCUCAGUCGCAAUGCCGAGCCCGUAUCUACACGCGACCUGAUCCGCCGGCGAGUCCGGGCUCAGGCUGGUGUGGCAGUCUCCUCAUCUGUAGUAGUGACAUCUCUCGUCGAUAUCCGUCCCUCGCACCUUAAAGACUUUGUGGGCAACCAGUCUUUCUGGCUAAAAUCCCGCAACCCGCUUUUCCAAGACCUCAAGGCUGGUGAACCGGCGAAAAAUCAGCUAAUGGUUUGCGAGGCUGGGCAAUGCAACAUCAUCGACCUCUAA
Messenger RNA from Penicillium soppii, 2355 nucleotides. RefSeq names its product thioredoxin domain-containing protein. Bases 1 to 2355 code for a protein of 784 amino acids. The transcript is spliced from 4 exons. Lineage: Eukaryota; Fungi; Ascomycota; Eurotiomycetes; Eurotiales; Aspergillaceae. The record is from RefSeq and is a predicted model, not a curated record. Gene Ontology annotation, biological process: carbohydrate metabolic process.